CAAUUUCUCUAACACCUACAUGGAAGAUCUCCAUCAAACACUAGCCCUUCACAAAGAUCAUCCGGAGCCAACUUACCGUGGCGUUCGCCGCCGAAAAUGGGGCAAAUGGGUAUCCGAAAUUCGGCAGCCGGGAACCAAAACAAGAAUUUGGCUCGGCAGCUAUGAGACCCCAGAAAUGGCAGCUGCAGCUUACGAUGUUGCAGCAUUCCAUUUAAGAGGACGCGCGGCACACCUCAACUUUCCAGAGCUGGCUGAGAGCCUCCCUCGACCGGCGAGUUCCACCUCUGAAGACGUUCAAAUAGCGGCUCAACAGGCAGCUCUGAGAUUCAGAAGGUCGGGGAAUGGCGGCGCCGAAAGUGUUAGCAAAGUUGGAAGUAAUUUAGGUCCAGUUAGAGUUGGAUUGUCAGCGAGUCAGAUACAAGCCAUUAAUGAGUCGCCAUUGGAUUCGCCAAAGAUGUGGAUGGAGUUGGAAGCAGGGCCGUUUUUGAUAGGUGAGCAAAUGGACGGCGGGUUCUUUGAAAAUUUUCAAAGUUUUAGUGGCGAAUGGAAAGAAGAUGAAGAUAUGCAGCUUGCUGAGUCUAUAUGGGAUUAUUCAUUCAUUCAUUAGUCAUUCAUAAAUCGUAACAUCAGGUGAAAAUAUAUUAAUUAUUUUAAUUGCUCUCUAAUUUCAAUUAUUCAUCCAAAAGGAGGGAAAUGAAUAAAAAUAUAUGAGCUAAUUUCUGUGAUUACAAA
Molecule: messenger RNA, 732 nt
Organism: Mangifera indica (mango)
Lineage: Eukaryota; Viridiplantae; Streptophyta; Magnoliopsida; Sapindales; Anacardiaceae
Product: ethylene-responsive transcription factor ERF022-like
Exons: 1
Coding region: 20-607 (195 amino acids)
Biological process (GO): regulation of DNA-templated transcription
Molecular function (GO): DNA-binding transcription factor activity; DNA binding
Source: RefSeq, a predicted model, not a curated record